Messenger RNA from Gekko japonicus, 2381 nucleotides. RefSeq names its product activating transcription factor 2 (gene ATF2). The transcript is spliced from 13 exons. Gene Ontology annotation, biological process: regulation of transcription by RNA polymerase II. The coding region runs from base 186 to 1649 and encodes 487 amino acids. The record is from RefSeq and is a predicted model, not a curated record. Gene Ontology annotation, molecular function: cAMP response element binding; DNA-binding transcription factor activity, RNA polymerase II-specific. Lineage: Eukaryota; Metazoa; Chordata; Lepidosauria; Squamata; Gekkonidae.
GAGAGGUGUCAGUGAGUUCCCGCGAGAUGUGACGGAAGCCCGUGGAGGACCUGGGCUUUAAUGUGCGGUUCGGCCGGUGGUCGUGUGUGGGGACCAUUGUCAUGAAAAGGAGACUAUAAUAAGUUCACCUUAUGAAAAUCAGCUUACAUGUGAAAACUGCCAGGUAAUACAAGGACCUGUGGAAUAUGAGUGAUGACAAACCCUUUUUAUGCACUGCCCCUGGAUGUGGACAGCGUUUUACCAACGAGGAUCAUUUGGCUGUCCAUAAACAUAAACAUGAGAUGACACUGAAAUUUGGUCCAGCUCGUAAUGACAGUGUCAUUGUAGCUGAUCAGACCCCAACACCUACCCGAUUCCUGAAGAAUUGUGAAGAAGUGGGUUUAUUCAAUGAACUAGCAAGCCCUUUUGAAAAUGAAUUCAAAAAAGCGUCUGAAGAUGAUAUUAAAAAAAUGCCUCUAGAUUUAUCACCUCUUGCAACACCAAUUAUAAGGAAUAAGAUUGAAGAGCCUUCAGUUGUUGAGACAACUCACCAGGAUAGCCCUUUACCUCAUCCAGAGUCCACUACCAAUGAUGAAAAGGAAGUGUCUCUGCAGCAGACAGCGCAACCGACAUCAACAAUUGUUCGUCCGGCUUCUCUACAGGUUCCUAAUGUGUUGCUUGCAAGUUCUGACUCGAGCGUCAUUAUUCAGCAAGCCAUACCUUCACCAACUUCUAGCACCGUCAUAACACAGGCGCCAUCCUCCAAUAGGCCAAUAGUACCGGUGCCAGGUCCUUUCCCUCUGCUGUUACAUCUUCCUAAUGGACAAACCAUGCCUGUUGCUAUUCCUGCCUCGAUCACAAAUUCUAACGUGCACGUCCCAACCGCAGUUCCACUUGUUCGACCUGUCACCAUGGUGCCUAGUAUCCCAGGAAUUCCCGGGCCCUCCUCCCCGCAACCUGUGCAGUCAGAAGCUAAAUUGAGAUUAAAAGCUGCUUUGACCCAGCAGCACUCUCAGGUAACAAACGGAGAUACUGCCAAGGGACAGACUAGCGGAUUGGUCAGAACUCGGUCUGAAGAAGCACGAACGCAGUCGCUACAACAACCUGCCACGUCUACUACUGAAACACCGGCUUCUCCAGCUCAGCCUGCGCCUCAGACUCCAAAUACAGGUGGUCGCCGAAGGAGAGCAGCAAACGAAGAUCCUGACGAAAAGAGGCGAAAAUUUCUAGAACGGAACAGAGCAGCUGCUUCAAGAUGUAGGCAAAAAAGGAAAGUCUGGGUACAGUCUUUGGAAAAGAAAGCGGAAGAUCUGAGUUCAUUAAAUGGUCAAUUACAGAAUGAAGUCACCCUGCUGAGAAAUGAAGUGGCACAGCUGAAACAGCUGCUUCUGGCUCAUAAAGAUUGCCCUGUAACCGCCAUGCAGAAGAAAUCUGGCUAUCAUACCGCAGAUAAAGACGAUAGUUCUGAAGACAUUUCCGCACCAAGUAGUCCUCACACAGAAGCUAUUCAGCAUAGUUCUGUCAGCACUUCCAAUGGAGUAAGUUCGACUUCCAAGGCAGAAGCAGUGGCAACAUCCGUUCUCACCCAGAUGGCAGACCAGAGUACAGAGCCAGUGCUUUCGCAGAUUGUAAUGGCUCCUCCGUCCCAAUCGCAGCCUUCGGGAAGUUGAUUAAAAACUUGUGUCGUUUCUUAGAUAUUCCUUAGCAGCUUCAAAGGGAAAACCAAGGAAAUCAGCCUUCGCCUAGGAGAAUUUCUGUAGCUUAAAAAUUAUUCAUCUGUAAAAUUCAAACUUGAAUUUGGCUUUGAAAGUUGGCAAACAAUGGAAUUGCACAGCAGGUUCUGGUCUCUGAAUAGAUGCCCAGGUUAGUUGUUUUUUUCUCCAUUUCUAAUUAGGAUCGCUAGUUAUUUUCAGUGCUCGUUGUGUAAAGUGUCGGUACAGUUGAAAUGUACUUGCUUCUCUAGCAUUUGGUGGUAUUCCAGGAACCAUUGAGAUCAGUUAUUUAAUGCUCGUCCCCAAAACUGUGAUCGUAAUCUUGUAACAUUUUAUACCAAAGUUCUGCAUAGAUUCCUAUUGACUUUGUAUAGUCAACAAGAUCAUAAAGCACUAGGCAAGGGGGGGGAGAGAAAGGAACAGUAAAUUUGCUUUGAGUCUUUUUGCCUUUAUAUUGUUUUGCACAUUCUGAGAGGAAAACCAUUGGGAGAAUAUGUUUGAUGAUAUUGUGUAGCAUUUUCUUUGGCUUUUUAUUGUUUGGGUGUUGUUGGUUUUGUUUUUGUUUUUUAAAAGAAUUUUGUUUAUAGGGCCAGUACAGUAUAUGAUAUACAGUACUUUUUUAUGCACAUAUGUAAUCUUGAUCAGGGUCAUUACUAGCUAGAUUUUCCUUUAAAAAAAAAAAACCUUACG